Messenger RNA from Nerophis ophidion (straightnose pipefish), 3199 nucleotides. It is a transcript of the gene lrrc40, whose product is annotated as leucine rich repeat containing 40. Lineage: Eukaryota; Metazoa; Chordata; Actinopteri; Syngnathiformes; Syngnathidae. The transcript has 18 exons. Gene Ontology annotation, molecular function: protein binding. Bases 86 to 1879 code for a protein of 597 amino acids. The record is from RefSeq and is a predicted model, not a curated record.
GACGUUAAUUAGUAGCUCGUGGCGGGCGGAAGUGAGCUAAAGAGCCCAGAUAAGAGGACUACUUUGACGAUAAACGUCGAGGAAAAUGUCUCGUUUGAAAGGAAAGAAGCCGGUGGACUCUUUGCGGGGCUUCAGGGCGCCGAUAAGCGAGCCAACGGUCCCGUAUGGCGUCCUCAAGGCGGCUCGCAGCAGCGGACAACUCAACCUGUCAGGUCGAGGGCUGACAGAAGUGCCUACGAACGUGUUUCGUCUCAACAUGGACACACCGGAGGAAGCCAAGCAGAACGUCUCCUUCGGUGCCUCGGACCGCUGGUGGGAGCAGACGGACCUCACCAAGCUGCUACUCUCCUCCAACCAGCUGACCUGCUUGUCGGAAGACAUCAAACUGCUCCCCGCGCUCACCACGCUGGACCUGCAUGACAACCGGCUGCAGACGUUGCCGAGCGCUCUGGGACAGCUGCAGGAGCUGCAGCAGCUGCGACUCAGUCACAACCAGCUGACGUCGCUGCCGCUGGAGGUCUUCUUUCUGAAGAGCCUCAGAAGCCUCACGCUCCAGCAGAACCAGCUGGAGGCCCUGCCGGAGGAGCUGGGACAGCUGGAGGCGCUGACCGAGCUGGAUGUGUCUAAUAACCAGCUGGAGGAGCUCCCCUCCUGCCUGGGUCGACUCUGCUGCCUGCAGAAGCUCAACCUGAGUCGCAACAAGCUGUCCUGUCUGCCUGACAGCCUGGCACAGCUCACCAGUGUGAAGCUCCUGGACUGCAGCAGCAACAUGCUGAGGGACAUUCCUCCCAGCCUGUCCCAGAUGCUGGCUCUGGAGCAGCUCUACCUCCGACACAACAAGCUCCACUUCCUCCCGCAGCUUCCUGCUCCCGCGCUCCGGGAGCUGUAUCUUGGCAACAACCAGAUAGAGAUGCUGGAGGCGGAGCAUCUGGCCAGCUUGCGAGUCAUUUCUCUGCUGGAGCUGCGAGACAACAAGAUCACGGUGCUGCCCGAGCAGAUGUCCACCUUGACCACGCUCACACGCCUCGACCUCACCAACAAUGACAUCGGCAUCCUCCCCGCAUCGCUCAGCCUGCUGCCCAACCUGAGUACUCUGUUGCUGGAGGGGAACCCUCUGCGUGGGAUCAGGAGGGAGGUGCUUACCAAAGGAACCAAUGAGCUUCUGAAAUUUCUGAGAGGAAGAGUCAAAGAGGAGCCUGACGGUGCCGGAGACAAGCAGACCGCCAUGACGCUGCCCAGCCAGUCCGCCAUCAACCUCCAUAACAUCAGAACCCUCAAAACGCUGGUGUACAGGGACAAUAAGGCCGACUGCGUCCCGGACGAGCUGUUCGAGGCCGCCGAAGGUCACGGCGUCACGUCUGUCGACUUCGGCAAGAACCAGCUGACUGCCGUGCCGCACAGGCUGGCGGAGCUGCGGGGGACCCUGACGGACCUCAAUCUAUCCUUCAAUCGACUCACCUGCUGCGAUCACGUCCCCGGGCUGCAGCAGCUGGUGCACCUUGACCUCAGUAACAACCUGCUGAGCGACCUGCCAGCCGAGCUGAAGAAUGUGGCCAAGCUGCGCUCAAUCGUCCUCAGCUUCAACAAGUUCAAGUCCUUCCCGGAGGUCCUGUAUCACAUGGUCUCCCUGGAAACGGUCCUGCUGGCCAGCAACCUGGUGGGAGGCGUGGAUCCCUCCCGCCUGAUGCAGCUGGUCCGCCUGUCCACGCUGGACUUGUCCAACAACGACCUGCUCAACGUCCCGCCUGAGCUGGGCCUGUGCACGGGGCUCAGGUGUCUCAGUCUAGGAGGAAAUCCUUUCAGGACGCCACGAGCCGCCAUCGUGGCUAAAGGAACCGACGCCGUGUUGGAGUACUUGCGUAGCCGCAUUCCCACAUGACCCCUCCGACUCUGACAGCCUUCAUUUCCAUGCCAAAUAGUUCUUAAAUGUUUACAAUCAUAUGAGAGUAAUUAAAGAUACUUUUUUGUCACUUGCUCAAAUUUUGUUCUUUUCUUUGCAUCGUUUCUGGCAAGACAAACCUAUUUUUUUCCGGUAACUCUCUUAUAAGAAGCAGCAAAUUUGAUUUUUUUUUUUAAUUGGCCUAUAUACAAAAAUAUCAGCUGAUCUGGGGCAGAGAUGUCUUCAAGACCUAAACAGUGUCAUUUGCUUGAAAGGUUAUGAGACUUUAAAGAGCAAUCGCACCUCUUGGGUCAGAGUCUAAACAGCUGAUUCAUGUCUCGGCCUCAGCAGCUGGAAAGUGUUUUUUUUUUUCAAAUGCUUAAAAUGUUUAUUUCUUAUCUAAGAGUCAACCAGGACCUGUACUACCAUCUCCAACCACGAGGGGGCAUUGCUCCAAUUCAUCUUGAGUGGAGGAAGUCACCCGGCUUUUACAGAGCGACAAAAUCCAAGGACUUUAUUUUCCAACAACGUAACACAGACAUAAAAACAUUCCCACUAGGCCAUGACGGACACAACGCUACAUCCUGCUCAUCUAUGACAAACUAGCACAAAAACACACGCAGCAAAGUGCCGCGACGCCCCAGUGUACCUAAACGCACCGUUCACCCUGCAUGGGCGUGUGUGUGUGUAUGUAUGAUUGUGUGUGUGUGUGUGUCUGGACCGGCCGGAUGCUUCUAGAUGUUUUAGGUGUUUCUAGAUGUUUUACACAGGAAGUGGACGCUGACAAUUCCGGGUGUAAAAUGUCCUCGGAGCACCGCUUGAUGCUCGUAAGGAUCACUGUUGCAGAAUGGCCGACCUCCUUACAAUAUAUACAAAAAUAUAAAAUGUAAAUAAAAAUACAAACAAAUUCUCUUUUUUUUGACGUUUGGAAGGGAGGACUGAGGGUUUUUUUUUCUUCUAGAAAGUGACGUCACGUCUACUUGUCCGUCUUCUGCUUCUUGGUCUCCACUUCGUCCUGCAGAGCACAAACAAACAGGAUGUACGUGAACGCCUCAAGCCAAGCCACUUCCGGACACAACAUGACCAAACACUAUUUACCUGUGCGGCCCUCAGUGGAUAAAGUUUGGACACCCCUGUUGUAAAGCUUGCGAAUACUUGAUCAGUUGCACAACUGCCCUCAACGGACUUCAACUGACACACAUAUGUCUUUGUGAGGAGCGUCUCUCCUCCGCCUCACCUCCUCAUCAUCCUCGUCGUCAUCGUCGUCCUCUGCUGUCCUCUUCCCUGUGGGUGCAACAAGGUCGUCCUCUUCAUCGUCAU